AUGGGAAAGAACGAAUUCCUUACCCCAAAGGCGAUCGCGAACCGGAUCAAGGCCAAGGGCCUCCAGAAGCUCCGGUGGUACUGCCAGAUGUGCCAGAAGCAAUGCCGGGACGAGAACGGUUUCAAGUGCCACUGCAUGAGCGAAUCCCACCAGCGCCAGAUGCAGGUCUUCGGCCAGAACCCCACCCGCAUCAUCGACGGCUACUCGGAGGAGUUCGAGACCACCUUCCUCGAACACAUGAAGCGCAGCCACCGAUUCAGCCGCAUCGCCGCCACCGUCGUCUACAACGAGUACAUCUCCGAUCGCCACCACAUCCACAUGAACUCCACCCAGUGGGCCACCCUCACCGAGUUUGUCAAGCACCUCGGCCGCACAGGCAAGUGCAAGGUCGAGGAGACCCCCAAGGGCUGGUUCAUCACCUACAUCGACCGUGACUCGGAGACCAUGUUCAAGGAGCGCUUAAAGAACAAGCGGAUCAAGGCCGACAUUGCCGACGAGGAGAAGAUGGAGAAGGAGAUCCAGAGGCAGAUCGAGCGGGCCGAGCAGAUGAACUCGACGACCUCGGCCAGAUCCGAAAACGACGAAACAGAAACUAAACCCAGAAUCCUGGAGAAAAAUAAUGGCGAGGAGGGCGAAAGGAAAAUUAAACUUAGUCUGGGGGCCUUGAAAAAGAACACGGAGAAUAAUAAUUCGAGGCUUUUGUUUGAUGAGGAGAAUGAAGAGAGCAGUAACAGCGGGAAACGGAAAAGGGAAGGUGAGAGUUCGAGCAAGAAAAAUGCAUCGGCUUUGGAGGAGCUGAUGAAGGAGGAGGAAAAAGCGAAAGAGAGGAGCAAUCGAAAGGAUUACUGGCUGUGUGAGGGUAUUAUCGUGAAAGUCAUGAGCAAAACUUUGGCGGAUAAAGGGUACUAUAAGCAGAAGGGUGUUGUUCGGAGGGUUAUUGAUAAAUAUUACGGAGAGAUUGAGAUGCUCGAGAACAAGCAUGUCUUGAGGAUCGAUCAGGAAGAGCUUGAGACUGUUCUUCCGCAAAUAGGAGGGCUUGUGAGGAUAGUGAAUGGGGCGUACCGUGGGGAGCGGGCGAGGCUGCUGGCUAUUGAUGCAGAUAGGUUCUGUGCGAAGGUGCAGAUUGAGAAGGGGAUAUAUGAUGGGAGGGUUCUCAAGGCCGUCGAGUAUGAGGAUAUAUGCAAAAUGAAGAAGUUGAGUGGUGAUACGAGAAAAAGAAAUAAAUGGCAUAAUCUGAUUCACAAGAGAUCAUGUAUCACUGAAAAUAAUUUACACAACAAUGCAGUGAUUACAAUACAAACCACCAAUGAAACACAAUAUGAAUUCGAAGUGAACCGAACUACUGCAAGAUCCGAUGAACAAGAUGGUAACACGCAACACUGCGAUAAUAUAAUACAAUCAUACACUGAACGAAAACGACAAGCAUUCGAAGGCGGUGAUGAGAGGAAAGGAAGAGAGGGAAUUGUAGUCGGGAGGUUCGGGAAAGAAGGCAUAGUAGGCAGUGAGGCUGCAAGCUGUGGAGGCAGAGCCAUCUUAGGAAUGGCGUUAGGAAGUGUCGGCAAUGUUGGCAACUGCGGAAGGGAUGGAUUUGUUGGUAGUGUAGGCAAUGGGAUGGUGGGCAGUGGCAGUGUGGGCUUAGGCAUGCGGGUUGAGAAGCUUGCAACAGGUUCCGGGCGCCACAGCUGGCGUGAAGAUGGCAAGCUGAUUAAUACUGGUGCCAGGCACUAUUGUAAUGGAUGGAAAAGGGAAUGUUUGAGUGACCUGCAGAGAUUUCUGGUAUGGGAAGGCAUGGAGAUCAGUGCUGCUGAUAUUCCAGUAACAGAUGAAGUUGGGCAUAAUCUUAUUCGCAAAAGAAAACAUAUAACCUAGUAUAAUGUACACAACGAUGCAAACAUUACAACACAAAGUGAACCAACUCUGGAUCAGUUCGAAGUGAACCAAACUACUGCAAGCUCCGAUGAAACACAACAGCAGCACACAACAAUGCAAUCAUAAAAUACAAUCAUAUGCUGCAGUGAAACGACAAAGCAGUCGAAUGCUGACGUGGCACAAACUAGUUCGAAGGCGGUGAUGAGAGGAAAGGAAGAGAGGGAAUUGCAGUCGGGAGGUUGGGGAAAGAAGGCAUAGUAGGAAGUGAGGCUGCAAGCUGUGGAGGCAGAGCCAUCUUAGGAAUGGCGUAGGAAGUGUCGGCAAUGUUGGCAACUGAGGAAGGGAUGGAUUUGUUGGUAGUGUAGGCAAUGGGAUGGUGGGAAGUGGUAGUGUGGGCUUAGGCAGUGAAGGGAUUAUGGGCUGUGCCGGUUGAGAAGUUUGCAACAGGUUGCGGGCCCCCCAGCUGGCGUGGAGGUUCGAGAUUGAUAUUACCAUGAGUAAAGGUAAAACAAGGUAAGACUUUGAGGCUGCCAUUGGUUGAUGAAUCUGUGGGUUUGGAUAACUUCCUUUCUUUUUCCUUUUUUUUUUCCUAUUUUUUUUUUCUUUUUGUUUCUUGGAUAAAG
Striga asiatica is the source of this 2492-nucleotide messenger RNA. Lineage: Eukaryota; Viridiplantae; Streptophyta; Magnoliopsida; Lamiales; Orobanchaceae. The record is from the annotation of a GenBank genome assembly.